This is a messenger RNA of Lutra lutra (Eurasian river otter), 1464 nucleotides long. It is a transcript of the gene FANCL, whose product is annotated as FA complementation group L. The transcript has 14 exons. The record is from RefSeq and is a predicted model, not a curated record. Lineage: Eukaryota; Metazoa; Chordata; Mammalia; Carnivora; Mustelidae. Gene Ontology annotation, biological process: interstrand cross-link repair; protein monoubiquitination. Gene Ontology annotation, cellular component: nucleus; Fanconi anaemia nuclear complex. Gene Ontology annotation, molecular function: ubiquitin protein ligase activity. The coding region runs from base 37 to 1164 and encodes 375 amino acids.
CGGAUAACCCCCCCGCGGCCCCACGGACUGCGGACCAUGGCGGAGAUGGAAGCGAGCCUGUUGCGCCAGUGCCCGCUGCUUCUGCCUCAGAACCGGGCGAAAACCGUGUACGAAGGAUUCAUUUCGGCUCAGGGACGUGAUUUUCACCUUAGAAUAGUGUUGCCUGAAGAUUUACAAAUGAAGAAUGCAAGAUUAUUAUGUAGUUGGCAACUGAGAGCAAUACUUAAUGGAUACCAUCACAUAGUACAACAGAGAAUGCAGCACUCUCCUGAUCUAAUGAGCUUUAUGAUGGAGUUGAAGAUGAUUUUGGAAGUUGCUUUAAAGAAUAAACAAGAGUUGUACGCACCACCUCUGCCUCCCCAGUUCUACUCCAGCCUUAUUGAAGAGAUAGGAACUCUUGGUUGGGAUAAACUUGUAUAUGUGGAUACUUGUCUCAGUACCAUCAAGUUAAAAGCUGAAGAUGCUUCUGGUAGAAAGCAUCUAAUAACUCUCAAGUUGAAGGCAAAGUACCCAGCAGAAUCUCCAGAUUGUUUCGUGGAUUUUCCUGUUUCAUUUUCUAUUUCCUGGACACCACAGAGCUCCUUAAUAAGCAUUUACGGUCAGUUUUUGGCAGCCUUAGAAUCACUGAAGGCAUUCUGGGAUGUUAUGGAUGAAAUCGAUGAGAAGACUUGGGUGCUUGAACCAGAAAAACCUACCCGGAGUGCGACAGCACGCAGAAUUGCACUAGGAAAUAAUGCUUCAAUAAAUAUAGAGGUUGACCCCAGGCAUCCUAGUAUGCUUCCGGAGUACUGCUUUCUUGGAGCAGACCAUGUGGUAAAACCUCUGGGAAUUAAGCUGAGCAGAAACAUACAUUUGUGGGAUCCAGAAAAUAGUCUGUUACAAAACUUGAAAGAUGUUUUAGAAAUAGAUUUCCCAGCUCGUGCUAACCUGGAAAAAUCUGAUUUUUCUAUGGAUUGUGGGAUUUGUUAUGCCUAUCAGCUUGAUGGCGCCAUUCCUAAUCAAGUGUGUGAUAACUCCCAGUGUGGACAGCCUUUCCAUCAAAUAUGCUUAUAUGAGUGGUUGAGAGGACUACCGACUAGUAGACAGAGUUUUAACAUCAUAUUUGGUGAAUGCCCAUAUUGUAGCAAGCCAAUUACCUUGAAAAUGUCUGGAAGGAAAUCCUGAAAUAAGAAUGUAACAUUUCUAUGAAGAACUGGCAACUUUAAAAAUUAUCAAAAGGAUUUUAUUUGAUAUCAUCAUAGAAAAUACAAAGCAAGACAUACUAAAGUCAAAAGAAAAAGAAUGAUGAAGCCAUAGUAAUACAUGUCUGCCUUCAUCUCUUCACUAAGAGUAAAGUCUGUUAUCUCCAUACCAGUUGUAGAAGUACAUAUAUACCAAGAUGAAGAUCUCAAAUUAUUGACUAUGUCUGGACUGGCAGAAUCUUGAUAGGAUUCAUAAAAUGAAUUGGGGAAUUGUAUGCUGCUG